Molecule: messenger RNA, 1784 nt
Organism: Limanda limanda (common dab)
Lineage: Eukaryota; Metazoa; Chordata; Actinopteri; Pleuronectiformes; Pleuronectidae
Gene: rnf4
Product: ring finger protein 4
Exons: 6
Coding region: 994-1599 (201 amino acids)
Biological process (GO): positive regulation of transcription by RNA polymerase II
Molecular function (GO): zinc ion binding; transcription factor binding
Source: RefSeq, a predicted model, not a curated record
GCGGAGCCUCGGGACCGGAGCGCUUAUGUUCACGAUUAUGUUUUUAAAAAUUGUUGUGACUUAGUCAACCGCCAACAUUUUCGUUUCGUCUCGUCUCGUUAACGAAAAUUAAAAUAGAUUUCGUCAUAGUUUUUAUUUUCAAAGAUCCAUUUCGUUACGUCUUCGUCUCGUCUUAGUCAUGGGAAAAGGGGCGUUAACGAAUAUUUUUCGUUAUCGUCAACGAAAUUAACACUGCAGUGACAUCAUCACUCAGGCGUCAUCAUCAUGCCUCUGAUUGGUUAACAGGCUCUAUUUAGGAGGUUUUAAUGAACUAGGAUUAUUUGUUAUGUAUUUGAUUUUUCCUCCGGGCCACUGAGACCCGCGGACUCGAACUCAGAGGUACCGUGGUACCAUUGACAGUGGGGGGGCAGGAGAUCCACUUCUGACCCUCAUGUAGAACCGUCCUGAUGUUUGACCCGGAAGGAAACCUCCUGAGCUUCGGUCCGAGGGUCCGGGACAUAAAGACCCGUCUCCGCAGAGAUUGAUUGAAUGAAACUAAAGACACAUAACUGGGGCGACUGGGAUCGAACCAGUGUUCUUGUGUUUUGUGGACGACCCGAUCGACCCCCUGAGCCACAGCUAAUUGGACGGACGACUUAUUGCCUUGAAAUCACUUGACUCAUGUAUUAUUGAUUGAACUUUAACUACUCAUUGGAAAGUGAGUGGUCCUCAUGGCGGUGUGGCCUAGGGGGUAGAGUGGUCGUCCUCCAACAAGAAGGUUGCCGGUUCAAUCCCCUCUCUUCCUCAUCUGCAGGCCGAAGUCUCCUUGGGAAAACACUGAAGCCCUAAAUGAUCCCUCAUACAUGAUGAGUGUACUUAUUGUAAGUCGUCAGCCAAACGACAUGUAGUGUAAAGGUCGUUCACUCAAACAGUUUGGUUUCCAAUGAGGAGUCGGAUAUGAUGACCAAUCAGCAGUAACUCUUCCAGAGGAUAAACCCCCCCCCCACUAGUGUGAUGUCGUCUCUUUUUCAGGCUCACAGGAAGAGGAGGAGCACAGGAAGUCCUGCUCGUUCCCGACCCAGCACCAAGAACAGCAGAGCGGCUAACGCUAACAGAGUGGCUAGCAGGAUGGCUGAUGUGAGCAGCACACCUGAUGGUGACACCCCCCCCUCCACAGAGACCAUUGAUGUGAUGGACAACGCUGAGGACAGUGUGGAGGAGGUGGUGGAUCUGACCUGUGAAGCAUCGGAAGCUGCUGUGGUCGACCUCACCAACAACGACUCAGUUCUGCUGGUGGACGAAGGUCCUCAGAACAGGAGAGUCCCCACAGGUGAGAGUUACAUCGUCAGCAGUGAUGAAGACGAGGACACGCCCCCUGUCCUCAACCCUGCCACCAUGUCCUCUGUGCAAACCUCCAGGUCGACUCCGGGGACGAUCAGUUGUCCUGUUUGUCUGGACUCGUACUCGGAGAUUGUAGACAGCGGCCGAUUGGUUGUUUCCACUAAAUGUGGUCACGUGUUCUGCAGUCAGUGUUUGAGAGACGCUCUGAAAUCAUCACACACGUGUCCCACCUGCAGGAAGAGACUCACCCACCGCCAGUACCACCCCCUCUACGUCUGACAUCACCAGUGACAUCACCAGAUGACCUUUGCUGCUGAAACUUUUUUAUUUCAAGUUUUUUUUAUCAGAAACAUGAAGCCUUCAAUCAGAUCGUAUUGAUAAUUGAUUGAUAAUUUAUAUUUUCAGUUUUCAUCUGAUCGUUUAAGUUUAUUUUGUUAAAGUAAAAAUAAAUACUAUUGAUUCUG